CAAACGCAGAAGAGUCUUACAGAAAAGAGCAAAAGUCCUCAUCUCUCACCAGUCACCAACUCACAUCACACGAUCCCAUUGAAUUGUGUUGAAAAUAAUUGGUUUUGUAUCAUCAUUUUGGCAUAAAGAAAUUGAAACAAAAUUAGAAGUGGAAAAAAGUACAUAUACCAUUACUUCCAGCUGAUCAAACUUCCUCAGUGAUCAUCUAUCUGAUACUGACUGCACUGUCAUGGCUUCCCGGUCACCGGAGGACAAGACGGAGGCUAUAGAUGCUCCCCUGCAUGCAGUUGGGUUCGAGAUUCAAGAAGUGACACCACAGAAGGUCUGUGGUUACCUCAGAGUCACUGAAAGAAGCUGUCAGCCAUUCAAGGUGUUACAUGGAGGUGUAUCAGCUCUAAUAUCGGAGGCUCUGGCUAGCAUAGGAGCUCACCUGGCUUCUGGUUUACAAAGGGUGGCUGGAAUUCACCUUAGCAUCAACCACAUGAAGCGAGCUGAGCUUGGUGACCUUAUCUAUGGUGAAGCCUUACCCAUCAGCGUUGGCAAAACUAUUCAGGUUUGGGAGGUGCGACUUUCCAAGAUUGAUCCUUCAAACUCAGAUAUCAAAUCCCUCGUAUCAUCAGCAAGAGUUACUCUUUUGUGCAACAUGCCUGUGCCACAGCACGCAAAAGAUGCAGGUGAAGCCCUCAAGAAGUAUGCCAAAUUAUAAAAACUUAUGUAACCCUGUUUGUGUUUUUAAGUUUCCACACUUGUUACUAAACUUUAUGAAGAAAUUAGUGAAUCCAUUGCCAGCAUGCAUAACUAUA
This is a messenger RNA of Argentina anserina (silverweed cinquefoil), 803 nucleotides long. RefSeq names its product 1,4-dihydroxy-2-naphthoyl-CoA thioesterase 1-like. Gene Ontology annotation, cellular component: peroxisome. The transcript has 3 exons. The coding region runs from base 230 to 706 and encodes 158 amino acids. The record is from RefSeq and is a predicted model, not a curated record. Gene Ontology annotation, biological process: phylloquinone biosynthetic process. Gene Ontology annotation, molecular function: 1,4-dihydroxy-2-naphthoyl-CoA thioesterase activity. NCBI's taxonomy places the organism in Eukaryota, Viridiplantae, Streptophyta, Magnoliopsida, Rosales, Rosaceae.